Ceratotherium simum simum (southern white rhinoceros) is the source of this 1551-nucleotide messenger RNA. NCBI's taxonomy places the organism in Eukaryota, Metazoa, Chordata, Mammalia, Perissodactyla, Rhinocerotidae. The record is from RefSeq and is a predicted model, not a curated record.
AUGAUAUAUGAAGAAGAGGCUGAGGAAUGGGCUCUGUACUUGAAGGAAAUUUUUUUACAUGUUGUGAAAAGGGAAGCAAUCCUGUUAUAUCACUUGGAGAAUUACUCUCUUCAGGAUUUUGAAUUGCUGAGUUUAAACUCUUACAAAUGUAAACUUUUGAUAUUAUCGAGUAGCCUGCUUAAAAACCUAACUCGAAAGAAAUGUCAGUUUUUGGAAAAGGUACUGCAUUCACCAGAAAGUGUGGUUACUCUGCUGUGUGGGGUGAAGAGUUCAGAUCAGCUCUAUAAACUAUUAAAUGUCUCCGGAGGCAGAUGGGAGAUCUCAACUGAGCAGGAGCCUGACGACUACAUCUCUGUCAUCGAGAGCAUCAUAUUCAGAGGUUCUGAGGACUACCUUGAGGUUGAUAUUCCAACAGACCUAAGAGUGGAAUAUUCUGGGAAAAUAAGUGAGAGAAAGGAAAUUGAAGAAUUAUCAGAAGCUUCAAGAAUCACCAUACCACUGGCAGUAGUGCUUCCUGCUGAAAUUCCAUGUGAGAAUCCUGGUGAAAUAUUUAUUAUUUUGAGAGAUGAAUUAAUUGGUGAUACUGUGGAGAUUGAAUUUACAUCAAGUAACAAAUGCAUUAGAACACGGCCAGCCCUUUGGAACAAGACAGUCUGGUGUAUGAAAGCUUUAGAUUUUCCUGCUGGCUCUGUCAAUGUCGAUGUCUACUGUGAUGGAAUCCUUAAGGCCACAACAGAGAUUAAGUACUACACAGCAGCAAAGGCUAAGGAAUGCCUAUUGGGAGUGGCAGGUCCAGGAGAUGGUGUGUGCUGGAAUGACAUUGGUGAACUUGAUGAUAUUCUCACAUCCAUAUUCAAACACGAAAUACCACAUUAUGAGUUCCGAGCUCUCCAAACUGAAAUCUACCCUCCAGAAGAAUAUACUCAUUUCAAAGAACUUCCAACUCUUCUCCACUGUGCAGCAAAAUUUGGCUUAAAGAACUUGGCUAUUCAUUUGCUUCGAUGUUCAGGAGCAACCUGGGCGUCUAAGGUGAAAAAUUCGGAGGGCUCAGAUCCAGCACGUAUCGCUGAAACGCACGGGCACAGAGAACUCAAGGAAAUCUUUGAAGACUUUUCAGCUGAAGGCCUUUGGUGGCAGUGUACUCAAGGAAGCAAAGUACCUCAGGCAAAAGACAUUCUCAUUGGUGCUGAACUUGUUCCUGAUAAAGUGAUCGCUAGUGUCCCAGCACGUGAUGAAAAAGAUGAACAUAAAAAUGUCCAAAACAUCCUCAUAAAUGUUAAAAGACCCCGAAAUGGAAGGCAGUGUCAUAAUUGGAACAAAAACCUUCCAAACUUGAGUUCUUUUGUUUUCCUCUGGCUUCUUUCAAGUCCGUUAGCUUGUGUAGAACAGAACAGUCUAGAGCUGUCGCACGUCUACCGGUCAAAAGGCAAUGCAGUCUCAGCGAGGGCAGAAUUCAUCACAAAUGCUGAUGAGAGCAAUCGGUAUGGACACCACGGCUGUAGAGAGGAGCCCUUGUCAAAUAAACACAAUGGCGUUAUGCUUUCAGAAUGA